AUGUUGCAUGAAUCAUCUUGUGAUCGACUUGAAAACCAACGAACCGAAGUACAAAGAGAAAGUGUUUCUUUUGAAUUCCCCGACUGUGCUCCCGGAUUCGUUGAACACAAAAGUACCCAUCCUCCACUGGUUGAUGAGUCUUCACAAUAUUUGCCUGUAGAAUGGAUCAAUUUACCAUCUUUAGCAAUACCCGAUGGUGCGCACCAUGCCGAAAGCGAUCUUCAAGUCUUGGAUUGCAUCUUGGAUUUCAUCAGCCACGUCAACAUCUUAACCAAGACUGUCGAGACUGUGAACGGAACACAAUUCAACAAAUACACCAUCCAACACUUAGAGAUUCUUAAGGGUGGCCUCGAGCUUCCCUCAGUCGUCCUCGUCCCAAUGGGUCCAUGUGGAUUGGAAUUGGAGGAUUUGGUAUGUCAACUCCUCGAGGGAUUGAUCGAGCCACUUCUUGGGAAACUUCUUGUUGUCCUACCCGGUCUUGAUGCUCUUGGUGGUUUGACUGGAGGUCUUGGUGGAGUUGGUGGACUCACUGGAGGACUUGGAGGUCUUACCGGAGUUGUUGGUGGACUCACCAAUGGAUUGGGUCUCGGUGACUUGCUCGGUGGAUUG
This is a messenger RNA of Mesorhabditis belari, 609 nucleotides long. Lineage: Eukaryota; Metazoa; Nematoda; Chromadorea; Rhabditida; Rhabditidae. The record is from the annotation of a GenBank genome assembly.